Molecule: messenger RNA, 2991 nt
Organism: Macrosteles quadrilineatus (aster leafhopper)
Lineage: Eukaryota; Metazoa; Arthropoda; Insecta; Hemiptera; Cicadellidae
Product: DNA excision repair protein ERCC-8-like
Exons: 5
Coding region: 155-1402 (415 amino acids)
Biological process (GO): transcription-coupled nucleotide-excision repair; protein polyubiquitination; proteasome-mediated ubiquitin-dependent protein catabolic process
Cellular component (GO): Cul4A-RING E3 ubiquitin ligase complex; nucleotide-excision repair complex
Molecular function (GO): protein binding
Source: RefSeq, a predicted model, not a curated record
UAUUAUAAUUUAUUUGAUUUUAGUAACUUUUAAUUUGUUUUGUUAUUGUUCGAAACGCGAAUAAUUAUGAACAAUACAGUUGUUGCUUGAGGGUUAUGUCUUCAACUACAAGUCCUAAAACGUUCCCUUAACGAUUGAAAGCCACUACACAGAUAUGGAGCCUUCCACUUCCAAUAGUUGUGCUUCCCCCUCUACCUUCAAUGACAACAUUAGACAUCACGUGAAGAAUAUUACUUCUUGUAUUGAGAAAAGACAAAAUGGAGUGGUUAACAAGGAAUACAUGAAAAAAACCAUUAUGAUUAAUACAAUUGUUGAUCUUACCGUGUCCAAGCAUGUAGAAUUCGACGAUGAACACGCAUCAGCCAUCCAAACUUUGGACGUUGACAGAAACGGACAGUAUUUGCUGUCGGGUGACCAGAAUGGCACUGUGAUGAUAUAUGACAUGUUUUACUCCAAUGGAAGCAAGGUUUUAUCCUACCCAGUGACUCAUUGUGGAACCAUUACCGGAGAGCUUCCUCCUAACUGCCCAGUAACAAGUAUUGAAUCUAUACAGUGGUAUCCAUUCGAUUCAGGGAUGUUUAUCACUGGUGGAGAAGACAGGUGUGUCCGUCUCUGGGAUACCAAUGUCAUGAAGACUCAUCACAUGUGGAGAUAUCUGAACUCCAUCUACCAAAUUCACAUGUCUCCUGCAAAUACGAGUUCUCCGUUGGUUGCAGUUGCGACCACGGCUUCAGAAGUCAAGAUAGUGGAUUUGGUGUCGGGUAAUCACAGCCAUGAACUGAGAGGGCACACAAGCUGUGUCUUGAGCUGCAAGUGGUCGCCAGCAAACCCCUACUUGCUGGCGACAGGCGGCUAUGACUCCACCAUUCGAAUCUGGGACGUUCGGUCAACCUGCUCGUGCCUGGCGAUCCUAAACAAAAAUCUUAACGAAGAUAAGUGCAAAAAACCGGAUUCUGUCGUAUCACACAAGGGCCUUGUUAAUGGCCUUCAGUUCACUCCUAACGGAAGGCUGUUAAUUUCCUUGGGAUCUGACGACCAAGUCUACUCAUGGGAUAUGGGUACAUUUAAAAGAACCCCAGUUACUUUUGAGCCGGCCAAUGUCAGGAAAGGUAGAUCUAUAGAUUUUGCCACUUGCGGUUCAAGCAAUCACAGUUUUUGUUUUGUUCCCGAGAAAUGUAAGAUUUCAGUUUACAGAAUAGACAACGGCCGCAAAAUAAAUAGUCUAUUUGGCCAUUAUGAUCGUGUCAACGCCUGUUAUUUCAACGAACACAGAAUGGAACUGUACAGUGCAGGGAGUGACAGAAACAUUCUCCAUUAUUCUAAAAAGCUGUCACCUGAGACCGAGGAGAUGCUGACAGAAGGGGAAGGAAACAGACCAGGCCCACAUUUGGAUUGGGAGUAAUCAUGACUGACUAGAGAUAAAAAUCAGUGAUGGUCAAAAUCACAAUUUUGAAUCCGUCUCCAAACCAAAAUUGCAAAACAUGUGACAACAUUUAGACCACAAGUAAUAUUUUACUGUCUAGGAACAGCAAAUUUUUAGUCCAAAAACUAAAAGUUAUGUUAAAUUCAACAUAAUAAUCUACCAAUGGCAGUUAUUCCUAACAUCAAUGAAACGAUUUCUCAAAUUUUAGUAAAUUGAUUGUUUUGUUGAUCCAAGAAGCUUUUUUUUCUUCUUUUAUACCAAGGAAAUAAUCUUGUAAAUUGUAAUUGUAACUUGUAAGUUGUAAUUUAUUGUUAAAAAAUGAACUGCAUUACAAUAAUCUAUUUCAGUUGAUCAAUUGGAUUAUUGGAAUUUGAUACGUUUUAAAUUCACUACUAUGAUUGCUCAAAGCAUUAAGACUACGUAUUUACAAGUAUUUUCUGAAGUUUUAGCGGAUUUGAAAUUUGGUUUUGUAACCUCAUAAGCUGUUAAACUGUGGUGUUUAUAACAAAGUACCUGCACUAAUUGCCAAAGGUCUUUCCUUGUAGGCUCUACAAAGAUCUCGUUUUUUACUAUAAAGACUAUUUUGUUAUGAAGUGAAUAGACACAAAUAACCAAUUGUUUUGAACUUAUAAUACUUAAAGAUAAGUGAUUGUUAUGUGAUAUUAAGUUUUUGUUGUGUUUAUUUUUAUUUUAUUAUUUAUUAGGCACAUUUUGAUUUUGUAUUUAUGUGUGUUUUAUAACCUGUAACUGGGUUAGCUUUAUUUUACAUUCAUCAACCCUAAGUUACUAUGGUGGUAAAAAGUUAGGUACAGUACACUAUUUGUAUCUGACAUCUGUCAGAACUAUUUCUCCACAUUUGUUUCGACCUAUGAAUAUUGUUCCACCAGAGGGUGUUAAUCCUGACCGUUUCAUUAGUCAUUUCAUGAUAAUUAAAAAUAUGUUCUUAAAAACCUUCUAACUCAUGCACUGUGAAACAUGUUUCUGUUUUUUUUUACAUAUUUUUUUAUGUUUUAGGUUAGAAAUGUUUUUGCAAAUGACCAAAUCUUGUUAGAUUCUUUUUUUCAUUAGUUUGAAUUAAUUUGUUUGUAGUCCUUUUUUAAAAUAAGUGUUUUAUAUACCCUCAUUUUCAAACGUCAUUUUGACAAUUUUGUCUUUGUUCUGCAAUAUUUUUUAAGGAAAAUGGGAUGACACAUUGCCCUUCCCUCCCAUAAAGUGGGCCCCAUUAUUUAAGCUAAACAAAUGUGUAAAAAUAUGUCAACAAAUAUGCCAUGUAAUGUAUGCCUUAAAAUGGUAAAUAGGUUAACUAUUUGACUAUUUACUACUAAUUUUUGCAGUAUUUUACAAAUAUAUUUUUCAUGUUUUUAACCUAUUUUCAUUUUAUUCCACCUAUUCUAGUUAAAGACACCAAUGCUCUUCCCUCCCAUAAAGUGGGCCCCAUUAUUUAAGCUAAACAAAUGUGUAAAAAUAUGUCAACAAAUAUGCCAUGUAAUGUAUGCCUUAGGUAAACUAUUUGACUAUUUAUUAUUAAUUUUUGCAGUAUUUUACAAAUAUAUUUUUCAUGUUUUUAA